CUGGAUACUACAGUACUUCAAUUUCUACAUGUCAGCCAUGCAAUACAUGUAAUAACGACAAAUGUGAUCCUGAUACUGGUGUUUGUAGUAAUGGAUGUAAAGGCGGUUAUUAUGGUGAUAAAUGUGAAGACCUAUGUAGUUAUGGGUGUUUAAACAAUCAGUGUAAUGAAAUAGGCGGUAGCUGUACAUGUAAAGACGGUUACUAUGGUGAAAAAUGUCAGCAGAUCUGUUCUAGUACAUGUUAUGAUAGCAGAUGUGAUCGUAAUACUGGUGCUUGUAGUAAUGGAUGUACAGACCGUUAUUAUGGUGAUAAAUGUGAAGACCGAUGUAGUGAUGGGUGUUUCAACAAUCAGUGUGAUCAGAUAGGCGGUAGCUGUAUAUGUAAGGACGAUUAUUACGGUGAUACAUGUCAACAGCCCUGUAGUGCUAACUGUAUAAACAGUAAUUGUUCCAUUACAUUUUCAUCACCAGAAUGUACAGAUGGUUGUAUUGAUGGUUAUCAAGAUUCUUAUUGUCAAUCACCAUGUCCUGUUAACUGUAAAACAUGUCAACAAGAUGGAUCAUCAUGUAUUGCAUGUAAUCUAGGAUGGUUUGGUACAAACUGUUUUUCAUCAUGUUCUAGUAACUGUGUCGGAGGAUGUGAUAAAAUGGAUGGUAGAUGUACUAACUGUAUUACAGGACGAUAUGGCGAUAAAUGUGAGAGUAAAUGUACGAGAUGUGAUGGUGGAUGUAGAAGAGGUAAUGGUAGAUGCACUGACUGCAUUGCAGGAAGAUAUGGUUAUAGAUGCGAUGAGUACUGUAGUGUCGGAUGUGUUGGUGGGUGUAGCCGAAAUUUGGGUAAAUGUACUAACUGUAUUGCAGGAAAGUAUGGUUAUACGUGUACUAAAAACUGUAGUACAGGAUGUGAUGGUGGUUGUGGUAGAUAUUAUGGAGAAUGCACUAGCUGUAUAGAAGGCAGAUAUGGUAACGGAUGUUAUCAGAGAUGUAGUACAGGAUGUGAUGGUGGAUGUAAUAGGAAUGUUGGUAGAUGUACUAACUGCAUUAUAGGAAGAUAUGGUUAUACUUGUGAGAAGAACUGUAGUACGGGAUGUGAUAGUGGAUGUGAUAGAAAUGUUGGUAAAUGUAUAUCUUGUAUAAAAGGUAAAACAGGAGACAUAUGUGAUAUCAACUGUAAUAAUAAUUGUACGAUUUGUAGCCAGGGUAGUGCUGACUCCUGUACUGAAUGUAAAGAUGGAAGAUGGGGAUCAUCAUGUAAUAAACUAUGUAAUAUUAACUGUAAACCAGUCGUUGGUAGAACUGUUGAUAAAUGUAAUAUAACAAGUGGAUUAUGUACUGAUGGAUGUAAAACAGGAUUAUAUGGUAUAGAUUGUAAUAAGGAUUGUCGUUCUAACUGUAAAGAUGGUUUAUGUGAUCAGAUGACAGGAAAUUGUAAAAGUGGAUGUUUACCUGGUAAAAUAGGAUCGAACUGUACAGCAGAUUGUGCAUCAGGUAGUUAUGGUGACAACUGUACCAGUAAAUGUGGUAACUGUGCUGAUGAAAGACCAUGUGAUAUAAUUACUGGUAGUUGUGGACUUGCUGGUUGCGCUGAUGGCUUCCAAGGCCCAACUUGCCAGGAUUGUGCAUCAGGGAGUUAUGGUGACAACUGUACCAGUAAAUGUGGCAACUGUGCUGAUGAAAGACCAUGUGAUAUAAUUACUGGUAGUUGUGGACUUGAUGGUUGCGCUGAUGGCUUUCAAGGCCCAACUUGCCAGGAUUGUGCAUCAGGGAGUUAUGGUGACAACUGUACCAGUAAAUGUGGUAACUGUGUUGAUGAAAGACCAUGUGAUAUAAUUACUGGUAGUUGUGGACUUGAUGGUUGCGCUGAUGGCUUUCAAGGCCCAACUUGCCAGGAUUGUGCAUCAGGGAGUUAUGGUGACAACUGUACCAGUAAAUGUGGUAACUGUGUUGAUGAAAGACCAUGUGAUAUAAUUACUGGUAGUUGUGGACUUGCUGGUUGUGUUGAUGGCUUUCAAGGCCCAACUUGCCAGGAACGUGUACCUGUUUCUACAAGUACCACAUUAAGUCCUGUGGUUUCUGCUGUGAUUGGUGUUUUAUGUGGUCUAUUUGGCAGUGUAGUUGUUGUCCUCUCGUAUCAUUUGUACAAGAAAAGACGCCAGUCAAGUCCAAGUCCACCAAUUGAAGAAAUUAUUCCCGAUUACAUUUACACCCCUAUUUAUUUAAACCCGACUAGUUCUACAACAGAUGAAAUUAUUCCCGAUUACAUUUACACCUCUACUUAUUUAAACCCGAUUAGUUCUACAACAGAUGAAAUUAUUCCCGAUUACAAUUACACCUCUACUUAUUUAAACCCGAUUAGUUCUACAACAGAUGAAAUUAUUCCCGAUUACAUUUACACCCCUAGUAAUUUAAACCCGACUAGUUCUACAACAGAUAAUGCAUUAGCCACUAGAUAUCAAAAUAUUCCUGAUUACAUUGACUUUCCUAAUGAUUUAAACCCAACUAGCUCUACAACAACUGAUAGAUUAACCACUGGACAUCAAAAUAUUCCAACUAAUACAAGUAAUGUAGUGCAUGAAAACCAGUCGUUUAAUACAGAAAAAGAUACGAACAAUACGUAUGAUACAUUAGAUGAUAUAGUAGAUGAUACGCCUAAUACGUAUAUGUCUAUAGAAUAGAAAUAAUACUGUAUAUGGUACAUAAGACAUAUGUAUGGUAUA
This is a messenger RNA of Patella vulgata (common limpet), 2717 nucleotides long. Its product is annotated as multiple epidermal growth factor-like domains protein 11. The transcript is spliced from 7 exons. Lineage: Eukaryota; Metazoa; Mollusca; Gastropoda; Patellidae. Bases 648 to 2675 code for a protein of 675 amino acids. Gene Ontology annotation, molecular function: scavenger receptor activity. The record is from RefSeq and is a predicted model, not a curated record.